Molecule: messenger RNA, 1101 nt
Organism: Mycena indigotica
Lineage: Eukaryota; Fungi; Basidiomycota; Agaricomycetes; Agaricales; Mycenaceae
Exons: 4
Coding region: 67-1101 (344 amino acids)
Source: RefSeq, a predicted model, not a curated record
UCUCUCAGGCGCACGACAACGUUGAAAACGUAUCCAAUCUCUGGACUGGAGGAUAACCGAGAAGACAUGUUGAAAGCCUCCCACUCUAUACGGCCAUCCGAAAGCUUACAUCCACGACAACAUUUUCACUGGCAUAUGGCACAUUUUCUCCGAGUUGCUCUUGCCGUCAGUGUUACAGUGUUGGCUCUGCUAAGAAUAUGGCCUACUACUCAAUGGCAUUGCCAUUUUGAAUCGGAACCAAUACCUCAUUCGGAUCUUCGAAGUGCAGAUGACCCUCGCCUCGAGGCUUAUGGGGACCCAGCUACUGCCAUAUCUUGCAAGUCGCUUUCGGAUCAAGACUCCAUCUCGCUGUCGCUUCCAUCCGACGCUGCUUUACUCUUCUUUCUCUCUCGCGGGCCAAUAUCCGGCCAAUUCCGUCUUUCGAAAGACGCGACUGCGUUGUCCAACUCCGUGGAGCUUACGGUUUCGACGGAGGACGCUUCUCUAGAAGCACAAAUCUGUCGCAUGGGCUCUGACACGGCAAACGAGCACGGCCUUUUACUCUGGGCAAAUCCAGAGGAACCUCGACCGACCAUUAAAGUGCUUAUUACGGUCCAAUUACCCACCUACGAAUUCUUUUAUCAAGACUUCAGCGCUCACCUCCCGUUUUUCGCCUACGAUAUUGACGACCUAUGGACACAAUACGCCGCGUUCGAAAUUUUGCGUCUGAAGACUGUGGAUGCUGAAAUCACUUAUGAGGGAUUACUCGCUAGUUCGAUAUUCUUGCAAACGAGCAACGCCAAUGUCAGCGGCUUUUCCGACGGAUACGAGCUUGACGUUUGCACAAGCAACGCCGCAAUCGAGGCCAUCAGCAGGUUUCAGGCAGAGGAACCAGGCCAAGUCUUGCGACUGAAUCUCAAGACAUCUAUUGGGCAAGUGAAAACCCAUUUUGACGGUGUACUUUCUCAAUCAGCAAACCGUUUAGCCCAAUAUAUAGCUCUCCUGCUGUGUUUUCUCCAUUCAAGAAUCUUGUUCUGCUCGCCGACAUCCACACAUCUCUUGGCCCGAUCCUCAUCCAGCCGCGUCUCCCCCUACCAAGCCUUAACACGACAUUGCACUUAG